AUGGUUACAGAGCUAGCUACACCAGGUUUCUUGGACGAACGAUACUCUGUGGACCAUGGCAGUCAACUGCUUGAUAUUGCAGAUAGAAAGAGGCUCGUAACCAAGCUCAGAGGCAUUAGAGCUACAGAAUAUUCAACGGAAAUGUAUAUAAUUACCCUGAUUGGCAAGAACGUCUCUUUUGACCUUCUUAAUUCCCCUAUGGAUGGUGCCCAGUUCUUGAGACCUUCGAUCACGAAAUGCAGAGCUGCGCCUUCGGGACCGCUACAAACCCAAGUCACUGAGCGUUAUGCCACCAGGAAAAUACCUGGUUCGAAAAAUGGAGACGAAGCAGCAGCGAUAGCUACAAGAAUCUGCAGAUGUGACAUUCCUGCCUCUCUUCAACCCCCUCCUCCGACCUGCCAUCUCCUCCUCCACAUCUUCCCCACCCUUUACGAUAACUUGGGAAGUCUUGAGGAUAUGAGAGCGCUUUACCUUCGUAUUUCUACAGCUUGGGGAAGGUUCGAAGUCAUGGAGACGAGAAGAACCCCGAAGGUCAAGACACUCGUUAUGGCUGGACCCAAGGCAAGGAUACAAAUCUUUGAGCAUGUGGCAAAGACCUAG
This is a messenger RNA of Drepanopeziza brunnea f. sp. 'multigermtubi' MB_m1, 600 nucleotides long. Lineage: Eukaryota; Fungi; Ascomycota; Leotiomycetes; Helotiales; Drepanopezizaceae. The record is from RefSeq and is a predicted model, not a curated record.